GAAUGAGGUCGCGAAGGACGAUGCAGAGCUACUAUGCCAUCUCAUACAUGCUACGUCUUCACACUUGUUCACACUUGGACUCGGAGCAAAAGUCAAAGGUGGAUCCGCAUGAAAGGAUGCAUGUACCAAUUUGAUUCCGUCGUCCUCUCUGCGGCGGGCUCCACGUCACAACGGCAGCAGCCCAUGUCCCAGCUCUAACAGCACACUUCUGCAUCUCUCCUCGAGCACCAUGAGAUUCGUUUCCGCUACAUUCUCCGCCCUAUCCCUCCUGAGCUUGGCUCUGGCCAGCAAAGUUGUCGACCUCGACUCCAAAAACUUUGAAAAUAUCAUCGGUGGGAGCAAACCUGCUUUGGUCGAGUUCUUUGCUCCUUGGUGUGGACAUUGCAAGAAUCUUGCCCCUACAUACGAACAGCUUGCAGACGCCUUCCCAUCUGACAAAGUCGUGAUUGCCAAGACCGAUGCCGAUGGUGUGGGUAAAGAGCUCGGAAAUAGAUUCGGCGUGACUGGUUUCCCAACUCUCAAAUGGUUUCCCGCUGGCUCGCUUGAGCCUCAAGACUACUCUGGUGGACGAGACUUGGACUCUUUGGCGUCUUUCGUUUCCCGGGAAUCUGGCGUAAAAUCCAACAUCAAGCCUCCACCCCCUCCUGCCGCUGUCGAACUCGAUUACUCCAACUUUAACGACAUUGCUCUCAACGACAGCAAAGAUGUCCUCGUCGCUUUCACAGCGCCUUGGUGUGGACACUGCAAAAACCUCAAACCCGCUUACGAGUCCGUCGCUCGAGCGUUCGCUUCGGAGCCCUCUGUUGUCGUCGCGCAGAUGAACGCGGAUGACGAGGCCAACCGACCCAUCGCUUCGCAAUACGGCGUCCAGUCCUUCCCCACGAUCAAGUUCUUCCCCAAAGGUGGAAAGGAACCCGUCGCGUACAGCUCGGGAAGGACAGAGGAACAGUUCAUCGAGUUCCUCAACGAAAACUGUGGCACAUAUCGGACCGCUGGAGGUUCCCUUUCUGCCAAAGCUGGCAAAGUCUUGACACUUGACAAACUCGCAUCCAACUUUUUCACCGCCGAUCUACCUUCUCGCUCUGACAUUGUCGCAGAGACCAAGAAAUCAUUGGCCGAACUCGGCUCCUCUGUCAGCACCUCGGCCAGCUACUACCUUAAAGCCAUGGAACGAAUCAUGGACAAGGGAGAGUCCUGGUUGACCAAGGAGCAGGCGAGAAUCGCUGGGCUGCUCCAGUCCCCCGCCCUCGCUCCUACCAAGAUUGACGAGCUGAAAAUCAAGGCAAACAUUCUCUCCUCAUUCGCUGAGAAAAAGGUCGAAGAGAUCGCAGAUGCUGCGAGCGACAUUGCCGGGGAGAAGAUGGAAGAUGUCAAGGCGUUCAUCAGCAUGAUGGAAGCCCAAGGUGCCAAGGCGACUGACCGAAUCAAGGAGGAGCUGUAGUGAAUGUGAAUCCAUCCAUCCAUGCAUUAAAAAAAAAGGUGCCACAA
Messenger RNA from Kockovaella imperatae, 1488 nucleotides. Its product is annotated as disulfide-isomerase precursor. Lineage: Eukaryota; Fungi; Basidiomycota; Tremellomycetes; Tremellales; Cuniculitremaceae. Gene Ontology annotation, cellular component: endoplasmic reticulum. The coding region runs from base 230 to 1441 and encodes 403 amino acids. The record is from RefSeq and is a predicted model, not a curated record. Gene Ontology annotation, biological process: protein folding. Gene Ontology annotation, molecular function: protein disulfide isomerase activity. The transcript has 12 exons.